Messenger RNA from Habropoda laboriosa, 1167 nucleotides. RefSeq names its product dual oxidase maturation factor 1 (gene mol). Gene Ontology annotation, biological process: protein transport. Gene Ontology annotation, cellular component: endoplasmic reticulum membrane. Lineage: Eukaryota; Metazoa; Arthropoda; Insecta; Hymenoptera; Apidae. The transcript is spliced from 7 exons. The record is from RefSeq and is a predicted model, not a curated record. Bases 1 to 1167 code for a protein of 388 amino acids.
AUGAAGGGAUGGUUCGACGCGUUCCGCAUCGACGGAGGACCGACGUUGUAUAGUUAUAGUAAUCGAACGCCUGUCACAGGAGAUGUUCCUCUUGUGAUCGUGUUCGUGAUAUUCGGUACCAUUUUCACCGCUUUCUUGGUCAUAUUUCCUGGGAUACGAAAGGAGAGACUUAGCACGUUUCUCACGGUGACCCUGAGCCUUUUCGUUGGAGCCUCGAUUCAAGUGGCUCAGUAUGGCUCCUCUUGGCAUACAAGUUCUGCGACUAUCGUCAGCACGUACAGUGCAUUCUCUGGACAGAAAACUGCCGCUGAAAUCGGCGGAUACAUUGGUCUGAUGCAUAUAAACAUCACGUAUAGACUGUUGCCAAGCAGCGAGCAUCCAAUGGACGACGUAGAGUAUAAUGAAAGAUUCUGGUGGAGGAGCACAGGAGAGAUGACGAGUGCCUUUAAACAGGCAUUGAAUCAAGGAGCACCGUUUCCUAUAGUUUCUUUAGCAGAAUACUUUAGUCUUCAUCAAGAGGGUUUUUCGUGGGGAAGCAAGUAUCGUCAAGCUGGCUAUUACGCGUCGCUCAUGCUCUGGACGUCUUUCGCCUCUUGGAUCAUGAUGAACCUAUUAUUAAUAGUGGUGCCAAGGUACGGCGCAUACGGCAUGAUUUUCACCGGCCUUUGUAUGCUGCUGACGAAUUUAGUCUACUGGGCACUUUUACCUUGUGAACCACUCAUAGCACACAUAGACGGUUCCAUUCUUGCUUUCAAUUUAGGCUGGAAUUACUGGCUGGUUCUAUUGUCUGGUAUUGGAUGCAUGUUCGCUGGAAUGGUGAUAACAGCAAUCGACAUGAUUUUUCCACAUCAGUUUUCAACGAUACUUGAGGUUGAUUAUGAUACACCGUACGACAGGCAUGUGAUCAUUGAGGAGAGCUUCGAUACAAGAAACAUCAGACGGAGACUACCAAAAAUCGAAGAUUCAUUUGGUGAUCGUAUAAUAAGUCAAUUGUCUUCGAAGUUGCAGAGCAGACAUGAUACCAAGGAGGACACGCAAGGUGUGAUAAACCGAGGGUACACCUCACAUGAGUCUUCAGAGUUUCAGCAUGGGUCUAACGAAGACUCGACGAAGAACAACUGGUCCUAUCCAUUUCCAUCCUCUUCACGUAGAACUAUCAAUGGUUGA